AUGCGUAACUCCCCCGCCGUCGUCAACCCGUACACACAAGGUGGCUUGCGCGAUAACCUCAGCGGACCCAAGGCUGGCGCAGGAUUUACCCCCGGUGCCUCCUUUGGCCGUCAACAAAACCCCUCCGCGAGCAAGACCGUGUACAGGAUACGCCACCAGCUACCCAAGCCACCUGCAAAGAAGCAGAAGGUUGCACACGACCCGGAAGAUACUGGGGAGGUGGUCUCCAGGUACUUCCACCCGUCGCAGGUGGGCGCAGUCGAUGCGACUCCGGCCAAGGGCAAAGGCAAGGCGCGCGGCCACUCGGCCUCCUCCCCCACCUUCGUCCCCGACUCGGACGAAGAUCGCGAAGACCGCCAACUCCAAUACCCUCCCUCCCGUUCCCGUUCCCGCUCCCCCGGACCUACACUUAAACUGAAGACGAAAGCGGCCGCGAACGGGGUAGUCCAAUCGUCCUCGCCGGACCCGCUCGACCUCAUCGCCCAGAAGUCCGCGGGCCCGCACCCCUUUGAAACACCCGACGCGGGCCCGUCGCGGCUGCCCCAGGACGGCUGGUCCACGCAGCGGUUGCGUGCCCGACAUGCGCAAACGAAGAAGACGGUGGGCGGCGACAUCGAGGACGACGAAGUGCAGGAACUGCGCGUCGUGGACGUGGACGAUAGGACGAGCGAUAUCGACGUGUUCUCGGACGACGAGGACCCGCUGCAGCGAGCCCGCGCGACGAGGAACGCGACGCCCCGCGGCCGCCACAACAUCCCGCCGGGGGUGGUCAAGAAGAACAGAUCACAGUACGAGGGCGUCGGUACGAUGGCUGUUAGAGAAAGGAAGGGAUCGCCGGUGCGGGUGGGUGCGACAAACACGAGGGCGAACCCGGAGAGAGAUAAGGUGAUACCGUACAUUAACCUCAACUUGCUGGAGCAAAGGAAGUCCGGGUCCGCGGGGGGGCCAAGCGCGACGGGGAGCGCGAUGGCAAAUCGGACGCUCGUGGGCGGGAUGAUGAAGAGGAAUGGGACCACCAAGGUAGCGCCAGAGCCGAAGAAGCCUCGAAGUAGGGGCUUGGCGGCAGACGCGCUCCCUUCGAUAGGCGGGGAGGAGGGUUGCCAGCUAGACCCCGUCGCGACGACGCCGUCCGGGUUCGCAGGCACCAAGGGGAAACCACCAAUGAAUGCAUUGCCGUUGCUCGCCUACUCUUUGGGUGUCGACCUUACUAGCAAAGACGACUUCACUGUCGUCGCCUGGCUCAGCUUGCAGAAUGCAAAAAGCCCUCGGAAUACCUUGAUAUUGAAGCUGUUCGAGGUGAACAGCAAGACUUCCCUAAUCGAAUUUUCUCUUGACCGCGAUUUCGAUUCAAUGGAGUACACUACCGACAAAAAAGACCAGUGGCCAAAUGACUCUGUACUGCUCAUCAAGCUGCAAUCUACGAAGGGGAUUAGACUGAAGAAACAGAUCAACUUCAAACCCGGUGACCAGCACGCCCAAGGCCACGUCACGUUCAGAUUUCUCCACCCACACGCUAACCUCAACGGCUCCAGUUACGGCGAGCUUAUCGCCAAACUCAAGUCGCAGAUCCAAGACAACUCACUGCUGGACUCGGCGGGCUCAAAAGCAUGCUGGGAAGCUGUGGAGAAUGCGGCGGCCAUGCGAGCGUCCGGCACUCGUACGAAGAAGGCGCGCUCGGUAGCGGCGACAGCGGCCGCGUCGUCGUCUCGUGUAUCACCUGCGUCGGCCUCAGCGUCUGCCACCGUGUCGAACAGCGAGACCGCAUCGGCACGUGGCGCCUCAGAACGGCCUUCUGUGCCAGCCCCCCCACGGAGCAAAGCGUAUACGUCGGCGCGGAAGUCGGCGCGGCUGCAGCCAAGGUCGCCGUCACCUGAUCUUGAUGAGAUUGCGUUGGUGUACCCCCCGCUCGGAAAAGGCGCAGUCAACAUCACUAGGGGAGAUCUGAAAAGACUGGAUGCUGGACAGUACCUCAACGACACUCUGAUCGAGUUCGGACUGAAGCUUUGGCAAGAUGGCCUGCGGAAAACGAACCCAGAGCUCGCCGAUUCGGUGCAUGUAUUCAACUCGUUCUUCUAUAAAAUGCUCAGCACGGAUAGCAUAAAUGUCACUUAUCCCACCGUGCGCAAAUGGACUUCGAAAGUAGACAUCUUCAAGAAGAAGUACAUCAUCGUUCCGGUCAACGAACACUUUCACUGGUACCUCAUUAUCAUCGAGAACCCUGCCAACAUGCUGCAUCCUCCCCCACCGGCUCACCAAGCACCUUUCACCCGGAAACGGAAGCGCGACUCGCAAGCCAACGACGAUACCCCUCCUGAAAAGGACGACAAGACGGCAGACGUUCCCGCCCGGGAACUCCACCACGAUGACUUCAAGGAUGAGUGGGAGCGCGGCGGGUCGUCGAAGCAGCCGUCCGAGGCGCCAGAAGACGGGGACCGAAUGCAUGUCGACGGCGAGCACCGGAGCGAGUGCGCGGUCGAGGACCUCCUCAGCAGCAACAUAAGCCAGUCUUGUACAAUCUCGGAGCCAAGCCCGUCAGCGUCCACGGAGGUGACGAAGGUAGACGACCUGGUGCUGGUGUAUCCAUGCGAGGAGCACAUGGACGUGGACGUGGAGGCCUUUGUGCCGCCGCCAGUCGCGGAGAUGGAGACAGAGAUUAGGAAGGAGGCGGAGAAGGAGAAGGAAGAGGGCGAUGCCACUCCACAGAAGGCUGACAAGGGUGGUGAAAAGGGGAGCGGUGAGACCGCGACGGCGAGACCAUCUGAAGAAGUCGUCGAUGCGGUCAUGGAGGAGUCCAAGGAGGGUCAAGAGGCCAACGGUGACGAGAAACCGAACGAUCUAAGCGCAUACACGGAGUUCGACCCCGCGAAGUACCCGAUAUGCACAAUAUUCACCUUCGACUCGUUGGGUACCGGCCACCCCAAGGCUGGCGAACGCCUCUCGGCGUACUUGCGCCACGAGGCUGUGGACAAGCUCAAGCAUCCCUUCGAUGAAACAUGCGUCGGCAAGUACAAGAAGGCGCCGUGCCCCAUCCAGAAGAACUUCUGCGACUGCGGCCUGUUUGUGAUGGCGUUCGUCGACGCAUUCAUGCAGGACCCCGAGAAGGCGAGCGAGGCCAUCCGGAAGGGCACCAAGAUGACGUGGUGGACGGAACACGAGCCCGACGGCGACCUCCGCGAGGUGUUCCGGGGCAAGACGCUCGAGCUCUCAGACGCGUGGUGCACGGCAAAAGAGGCGGCGAAGAAGGACGAAGAGAUGGCCAAGGCGAAGGCGCUCUCGACCGAGAAGGAGAAGGAGAAGGCGAGGGAGAAGGAGAAGGAGACGGAGACGGAGAAGACUGCCAGCAAGCCCGCGUCGCUAGUCGCGAGUGACUCGGACAAGGGCACGGGCACGGGCAAGGGCAAGGCGGUCGAGCCGGCGGUCGUCGUGGACGACUCGGACGCGGACGCGGGCUCGGACUCAGACGUCCAGAUCGUCUCCACGUCGUCUCCCAAGAAGAAAGGACCAAAGCCAAGGCCGAGGGCGAGGGCGAAAGUGUUGCGGAUGCGAGGAUGA
Epithele typhae is the source of this 3552-nucleotide messenger RNA. RefSeq lists its product as uncharacterized. Lineage: Eukaryota; Fungi; Basidiomycota; Agaricomycetes; Polyporales; Epitheliaceae. Gene Ontology annotation, cellular component: cytoplasm; nucleus. The record is from RefSeq and is a predicted model, not a curated record. The coding region runs from base 1 to 3552 and encodes 1183 amino acids. The transcript has 14 exons. Gene Ontology annotation, molecular function: SUMO-specific endopeptidase activity. Gene Ontology annotation, biological process: protein desumoylation.